AUGGCACCCCACGCAGAUGAUUCAACUGACGCCGACGUUGAGCGUAUCCCGGCUCCAUCCCGUCCUUCGAUGUCAGCAAACCCUCCUCGCAUCCUCAUCAUAGGAGCCGGCUCUCGUGGCAAUGCAUAUGCUCAAGCUACCGGCACGUCGACCAACGGAAUUGUUGUUGCUGUAGCCGAACCAGUGCCAUAUAAAAGGCAAAGAUUCGGCGAGACGUACAUAUGGGGCAAGACUGGCCCUUCUGAGGGACAAGCAUUCGGGGAUUGGAAACAAUUCUUAGCAUGGGAACAAGAGAGACGUGCAAAAGCUGCAAAUGGCGAGAAUGUACCGGAAGGCGUUGAUGCUGCAUUCAUAUGUGUGCUAGAUGAAAUGCACAAAGAGGUCAUCGUUGGAUUGGCACCCCUUGGUCUCCACAUUAUGUGCGAGAAGCCCUUGGCUACCAACUUGGACGAUUGCAUAUCGAUAUACAAAUCUCUCCUUCCAAGCCUACCUAACACGACGCCCUCUAAAAUAUUCUCAAUUGGUCAUGUUUUGAGAUACAGCCCGCAUAACAUGCUCCUUCGGAAAUUGCUACUAGAAGACAAAGUCAUUGGAGAGAUCAUGUCCGUCAAUCAUACAGAACCCGUUGGUUGGUGGCACUUCACCCAUAGCUACGUCCGCGGAAAUUGGCGGAAAGAGUCAACUACCGCCCCGUCACUCCUUACCAAAUCGUGCCACGAUAUCGACGUUUUACUUUGGCUACUUUGUUCACCCCCUCCAAAUACACUCCAGCCAGCUCAUGUACCAAGCACUGUCAGCUCAGUAGGAGCCCUUCAAUAUUUCAACAAAUCACGGAAGCCAACAGCUGCUGGUAAUGCUACCAAUUGCCUAUCUUGUCCAAUCGAAGAGUCUUGCAAAUAUUCUGCCAAGAAAAUCUACCUUGGUCCCAAGCAUAAAGGCCUUGCAUCAGGCAAUACCGAUUGGCCUGUUGAUAUAGUGGUUCCUGAGAUCGAGGAGUGCAUUGCCAAUAGUGGGCUUGCUGGAGGCGAGGCUGCUGUCAUGGCGAAGCUGUCUGAAAACUACACCAGCGAAACCCCCGCCUCCGAGGUGGCAUCUAAGAAUUGGUUUGGUCGAUGCGUUUGGGAAUCCGAUAACGACGUCUGUGACGACCAACUUGUGACCAUGACAUGGGAUAAUGACCCGUUUCCCAAGGCUAAUCAAGACAACGAGAAAGCCCUCAUUAACCGGGGAGCAAAAACUGCGGUCCUCCAUAUGGUAGCUCAUACGAAGAAGAUCUGUGAGCGCUUCACCCAUAUUUACGGCUCGGAUGGAGAGAUCUAUGCAGAUAGCGAGAAUAUCACUGUGGAAGAUUUCAACACCGGAACGAAGAAGAUAUACAAACCUUUUCUUGCGGGAGGUGGCCAUGGUGGCGGAGACGCUGGACUUGCAAGGCAGUUCAUACUUGCUGUUGAUGCUGUGAAGAAUCAAGGUGUGGCGGUAGAAGAGGCUCAGAGGGAACAUGUUGGAUGUAGUCUUGAGGAAGUUGUUAGGAGUCAUGCAAUGGUUUUCGCAGCGGAGCAGGCUAGAAAAGGGAGACAAGUUGUCGAUUUCCCUUCGUGGUGGAAACAAGAAGUUGAGAGUGUAAUUGCGAGAGCCUAG
This is a messenger RNA of Venustampulla echinocandica, 1638 nucleotides long. RefSeq lists its product as uncharacterized. The transcript has 2 exons. Lineage: Eukaryota; Fungi; Ascomycota; Leotiomycetes; Helotiales; Pleuroascaceae. The record is from RefSeq and is a predicted model, not a curated record. The coding region runs from base 1 to 1638 and encodes 545 amino acids. Gene Ontology annotation, molecular function: nucleotide binding.